AUGAACUUCACACUGAUUUUAGUUACAAAUCCUUUCAUCUUCGGCUUAUCACUUUUCGUACUGGGUUUAGAGCAAAAGUUUCAGACUAUAACUCAUCAUCAAUCUCAACCUGAGUUAUUGGAAGGGUCAACAAGUCUUGCGACAAAAGGGCCUUUUUCUGAUCCAAACGGUAUUAAUGACCAUUGCAGUUCAUCAUCGGAAUUAAGACAAAGACCAUAUUUAGAAUUUUUUACCACUAGCCAUUCAAUCUCAAUUUUUUCCAAAAAUUCUCGAAUAACAAAACUGGCUCAAAAGAUUGUAGAGCUGACAAAAUCUCUUGUACCAUCUUUGGAGUCAUGGGAGAUUUUCUUUGAAAGGAAUGAACUUUUGGUGACCGAUUGUCUUGAGCUUGCUGAAAAAGCUUUGCAAUCCAAUAAUGAUUUUAAUGAAAGUGAGAGACUCUGGGUCGUCGGAAUCGUGGCGGCACUCUCUUUACCAGACCAUCUCAAAGGAACCAUCUCUGAAAGGUCUAUUGGUUUUUAUCAUUGGAGUCCACAGGUCUUCCUCGAGAUCCAAGCCACACAAAGAUAUGAGCCAUUUAUGACAGCCAAAUUUAUGUCAAUCUGGCUUGAUGGAAAACCACUUCCAAGGGAUAAUGAAGAGUUGAAUGAGGGUCUGAAAAGGGCCGAAUUAUUUGGGAAAUUAAUGAAAGGAAGUUCUCAAAAAAUUCCAGCAAAAAUCAUACACAUUCAACUUUUAAAACUCGAGCUUCCUACAAACCAGUCAGAGAUCGAAAAGAUGAUAAACCACUUUAGAUCUAAUUUUAAAAAUGGUACAGUCUUGGAUCGGAAUGUGUUUGUUCUAGGUUCAUUAUUUCAACAUUUAUUGGAACAUUCAUCUCAAAUCCGUGCAACAAUUCAACAACACAUUCAAGAUUACGAUUUCUUUAAGGAUAUCAAUAGACCUUAUGCACAGAAAGAUCUUUUGGAUGUUUUAAAAAAUCCUGCAAGCCCAAAGUCUAUACUAAAUUUCUCUGAAAUUUUAAGACAGGUUGUAAUGGGAAUGAACUUGAAUAAAAUUCAUUCUAUUGAGUUCAUUGUUUAUACUAUCUUGGACAUCUUUGCAAAAGGGGAAUCGGUUUAUGAAAAAGAACAGAUUCAACUAUCACAUAAAGUCUUGCUAGCUUUUUGUUUCAUGGUACCAUCUGCGGAAGAAUAUCUCAUUGACCAUUUUAUUGAAAAAGAAGCUAAUGUCCCAGAGUACCUGACUCAUGUAAAUCCAAGUUAUCUUAAAGAUGCAAGAUGUCAACUAUCAGCACAAAACAUGCUUCAAUCCAAAUCUGAUCUUGUAAAAGAGAUGGGUUCAUUUUUAAAACUUUUGCCAAGAAGUUCAGGAAGAGAGAUCUACUUAGAUAAUCAACUUCAUCAAUCAAUUUACAAAGAAUAUGAUAAGGUUGAAAGUACUUUACAAAAGGUUCUUGGAACUGCUCAUAUGGUUGAAGCACAUUUGGAAAUGUGUUUUGAGUUUCUUUUCCAUUUGACAGAACACAAGGAGAUAUGGAAAGAGAUCCUCUUGAAUAGGAUUCAUGACAAACUUGAGUUUAGAGAGGUAAUGGUGUCUGGAGCAAGGAAGCUACUUACCACAAACCGUGAAUCUUGGAAGCAGACACCCAAGAGCUAUCAUGUAAACAAGGACAUCCUCCAUGCUUUUGUGAGGAGAAUACUAUUUUACUGUAAUCAGCUCUGGGAGGAAACCACUCCAUGGAAUGGCCAUCCUUCUCAUCUUAUAAAAAAUCCAAGAUGGCUGAACCAAGACAAACCAAUCACAAUCAACCUGUUUGGUCAGAAUUUCUUACUACAAGAAGUGAACACGAGUUCUGGAAAAAAAGGAACCUAA
Molecule: messenger RNA, 1875 nt
Organism: Melampsora larici-populina 98AG31
Lineage: Eukaryota; Fungi; Basidiomycota; Pucciniomycetes; Pucciniales; Melampsoraceae
Exons: 6
Coding region: 1-1875 (624 amino acids)
Source: RefSeq, a predicted model, not a curated record